This is a messenger RNA of Lachancea mirantina, 261 nucleotides long. Lineage: Eukaryota; Fungi; Ascomycota; Saccharomycetes; Saccharomycetales; Saccharomycetaceae. The record is from the annotation of a GenBank genome assembly.
AUGAGCUACCAACAGCAAGGCUACCAGCAAGGCUACAAUCAGUACCCACCACCACCUCAGAAUGGUGGGUACUACCAACAGGGUCCAUCGCAGGGGGGCUAUUAUCAACAGCAGCCACAGCCCAUGUACCAGCAACAGCCGCCUCAAAAAGAAGAAAGUGGAUGUUGCGGAACGUGUAUGAAGGCACUCUGCUGCUGCUGUUUGCUGGAACUGCUCUGCGGCGAUGUUUGCGGACCAGACGCUGGUGGUCCCGGCUACUGA